Messenger RNA from Cucurbita pepo subsp. pepo (vegetable marrow), 486 nucleotides. The record is from RefSeq and is a predicted model, not a curated record. Lineage: Eukaryota; Viridiplantae; Streptophyta; Magnoliopsida; Cucurbitales; Cucurbitaceae.
AUGAUCAUGCUCCAACCCAACGCCUCCCCUGCUGACUUACAGGAUCAACAUUCCUUGUAUGACAACGAGAUGUCGGAGAAUUUCGAGGUUGAGGUUUUUUUGCGGCUGUCGCCUACGGUUUCGACCGUUGCGCCCGGGGUGACAACGCGGCCGCUACAGUCGUUGAUGACAACGACAACGACGACGAUGGAGACUAUGAUGGUGGCAACGAGUGGGUCAUCGAAGAACAAGUUGAAAGUAAUGGUACAACCGAAAUUUGGGAACUCAAAGAUACCAAUGGAAGUGAACCCAACGGAUAAUGUGGGGAAAUUGAAGAAAGAGCUACAAAAGCUACAGAAGAGACUACAUUUUCAUCUGCCACUAGAGGGUUUCUUUUUCAUUUAUGACCGCGACGUUAUGGGCGAAGACCGCUCCUUCAGUUGGCAUGGCGUGGCCCACGGCGAUACCAUUGAGAUCUUCAAUGGCAGCGUUUCUGGCGGAUCUUAA